CUUCAGAUCAGAAGAUGAGUGAUCGUGUGGAGGAAGAGGAGGACGGAGCAGAGUCUGUAGUGUCCGACUGUCUUUAUAUGAAGAGUGACCGGUCCAAAGAUAACCCUCCAGACUUGAGUAAUACACCUGGACACUCAGACACAAUAUAUCAGAACAGACACAGAGCAGAGUCUGUAGUGUCCAACUGUCUGUCUAUGAAGAGUGACUGGUCCAAAGAUUCUCCUCCAUACUUCAGUAAUGAACCUGGACCCUCAGACACAAAGUUUCAGUCCAGACAGAGCGCAGAGUCUGUAGUAUCCGGCUGUCUGUCUGUGAAGAGUGACUGGUCCAAAGAUUCUCCUCCAUACUUCAGUAAUGAACCUGGACCUUCAGACACAAAGUUUCAGUCCAGACAGAGCGCAGAGUCUGUAGUAUCCGGCUGUCAGUCUGUGAAGAGUGGCUGGUCCAAAGAUUCUCCUCCAUACUUUAGUAAUGAACCUGGACCCUCAGACACAAAAUUUCAGAACAGACACAGAGCAGAGUCUGUAGUGUCCGGCUGUCUGUCUAUGAAGAGUGACCAGUCCAGACGUCAACCUCUGAAGUUCAGUAAUGAACCUGGACCCUCAGACACAAAGAAGAGGAGUGAUGAGGAGGAGCAGCUGUCCUGCUGUGCUUUGUGUCAGGACGUCCUGAAGGAUCCCGUCUCUACCAGCUGUGGACACUGGUUCUGCAGACGCUGCAUCAGCUCAUACUGGGACCAGUCUGCUUCACCAGGAGACUCCUCCUGUCCCCAGUGUGGACAAAGAUCCAGAACCAUGGCUGGUGGUCUGCAGGAGGUUUUAGAUGAAUAUAAGAUCAGUCUGAGGAGGAGAUGUGAACGUGUGACUGAAGGAAGUAAUGCAACAGGAAGUGGAACCCUCCUCAACAGGAUCUACACUGAGCUCUACAUCACAGAGAGACAGAGUGAAGAGGUUAAUACCCAACAUGAGGUGAGGCAGCUGGAGACGGCUUCCAAGAAGCUCCACGACGCUCCAAUCAAGUGCCAGGACAUCUUUAAAGCCUUACCUGACCAACAGGGACACAUCAGAGUGGUUCUGACCAACGGCGUCGCUGGCGUUGGAAAAACCUUCUCCGUGCAGAAGUUCAGUCUGGACUGGGCAGAGGGUUUGGAGAACCAAGAUGUCAGUGUGGUGAUUCUGCUUUCCUUCAGGGAGCUGAACUUGAUCAGAGAUGAGCAGUACAGUCUUCUGGAGCUGCUCCAUGUUUUCCAUCCAACAUUACAGAAGGUCACAGCAGAGAAGCUCGCCGUCUGUAAGCUUCUGUUCAUCUUUGACGGCCUGGAUGAAAGCAGACUUUCUCUGGAUUUCACCAACAAGGAGGUUGUGUCUGAUGUCACACAGAAGUCAUCGGUCAACGUGCUGCUGACAAACCUCAUCGAGGGGAAUCUGCUUCCGUCGGCUCUCGUCUGGAUAACUUCCCGACCCGCGGCGGCCAAUCAGAUCCCUCCUAAACAUGUCGACAGGGUGACAGAAGUACGAGGCUUCACUGACGCCCAGAAGGAGGAGUACUUCAGGAGGAGGGUCAGUGAUGAAGAGCGCUCCAGCACAAUCAUCUCACACAUCCAGACAUCCAGGAGCCUCCACAUCAUGUGUCUGAUCCCAGUCUUCUGCUGGAUCACUGCUACAGUUCUGGACCACAUGUUGACUACAGAGCAGAGAGGAGAGCUGCCCAAGACCCUGACUGACCUGUACUCACACUUCCUGCUGGUUCAGACCAAGAAGAAGAAGCAGAAGUACGCUGAGGGACAUGAGACGAGUCCGCAGGAGCUGAUGGAGGCUGACAGAGAAGUUCUUCUGAAGCUGGGGAGGCUGGCGUUUGAACAGCUGCAGGAAGGAAACAUCAUGUUCUACCAAGAAGACCUGGAGCGCUGUGGUCUGGAUGUCACAGAGGCCUCGGUGUACUCAGGAGUUUGUACAGAGAUCUUCAAAAGAGAGAGUGUGAUCUUCCAGAAAACAGUCUACUGCUUCGUUCAUCUGAGCAUUCAGGAGUUUCUGGCUGCAGUCUACAUGUUCCACUGUUCCACCAACAGGAACAUAGAGGUACUGGAGGCAUUUCUGGGGACAGACUGGGACAAUAGGGGAUCAUCUCUGGAUGACUUCUUGAAGAAAGCCAUGGAGAAAUCCCUUGAAAGUAAAAAUGGCCACCUGGACUUGUUUGUCCGCUUCCUUCAUGGCCUCUCUCUGGAGUCCAACCAGAGACUGUUAGGAGGCCCGCUGGGUCAGACAGACAACAGUCCAGAAGUUAUCCAGAGAGCCAUCAACAACCUGAAGGAGAUAAGUACUGAGGAGAUCUCUCCUGACAGAAGCAUCAACAUCUUCCACUGUCUGACGGAGAUGAACGACCUCUCAGUCCAUCAGGAGAUACAAGAGUUCCUGAAGUCAGAGAACAGAUCAGAGGAGAUACUCUCUGAGAUCCACUGCUCAGCUCUGGCCUACAUGCUGCAGAUGUCAGAGGAGGUUCUGGAUGAGUUGGACCUGGGCAACUACACAACAUCAUACGAGGGAAAACAUAGACUGAUUCCAGCUGUGAGGAACUGCAGGAAAGCUGUACUUUCUGGCUGUGGACUCUCUGAGACUCACUAUGAAGUCGUGGCCUCAGCUCUGAAGUCCAACCCCUCCUAUCUGAGAGAGCUGCACCUGCGUGGCAACGACCUGAAGGAUUCAGGAGUGAAGCGUCUGUGUGCUGGACUGGAGAGUCCAAACUGCAGACUGGAGACUCUGAGAUUGGGGAACUGCAGUUUGUCAGAGAUCAGCUGUGCUUCUCUGGCCUCAGCCCUGAAGUCCAACCCCUCCCAUCUGAGAGAGCUGCAGCUGACCAGCAACAAGCUGCAGGAUUCAGGAGUGAAGCUGCUGUGUGAUUUCCUGCAGAGUCCAAACUGCAGACUGGAGACUCUGGGAUUGAUGAGCUGCAGUUUGUCAGAGAUCAGCUGUGCUUCUCUGGCUUUCGCUCUGAAGUCCAACCCCUCCCAUCUGAGAGAGCUGGAGCUGGGCUUAAACGAGCUGCAGGAUUCAGGAGUGAAGCUGCUGUGUGAUUUUCUGCAGAGUCCAAACUGCAGACUGGAGACUCUGAGAUUGGGGAGAUGCAGUUUGUCAGAGAUCAGCUGUGCUUCUCUGGCUUUAGCUCUGAAGUCCAACCCCUCCCAUCUGAGAGAGCUGUGGCUGUUUGGAAACAACCUGAAGGAUUCAGACGUGAAGCUGCUGUGUGAUCUGAAGGAGAGUCCACACUGCAGACUGGAGACUCUGAGCUGGUAGUGAUCUGAAGUAAAGUCCAGUCCAGCAUGGUCCCUGUGUUCCUCUGAUGUGACAGAGUAUCAUCAGAGGAUGUGGACUGCUCUGCUGCUGCUCUGUCCUUCUCUCUGCAGACACACUGAGACUCCUUCACCUCCGUCUGUUGUUUCAUUCAUUCAUAUAAUCUGAACUCAGAGUUCCUCUGCAGAUUAGUUCUCGUCAUGACAACGUGACUGUACAUCAACACAUUUAGAUGCAUGUUUCUGCUUUGUGUUCUGUUACAGCUCCACCCUGUGGAAUAAAGGGGAAUUGUAGUUCAUUUCCUCUGAUGUGUAAAUAACAAAAGAAGUUGAUCUUACGUUAUUACUACCAAUAUCAGCCGUUUCUCAUAUUAUGACAGAUGAAUAGUUGCUUGUUGUAGAAGUUAAAACCUUUAAGGCUUCACUAAAGUUUUUCAAGUGAUAACUAACAGAUUAUGGUUAAUGUACUUGUCCUGUUACCAGACAAUAAUUCAUCACUCUCGUCUUGAAAGAGUUUCCAAAUUCUUCAAAAUCUAAAAUAUCUGUAAAUAUUUACUAAGAGAAUAUUGUUUUCUUGCUUUAAAUUGUAUUUUUUUUAUGAAAAUGUGGCUCAUUAAAGUUGUUAUCCAUUUUUUGUCAACUCUGUCAGAUUUCUACAAAAAAUGAUUUAAUGGGGGGUAUAAACAUAGUUAGUUCUCACUUCCUGCUCCUAAAAACACAGCUAAGCUUUAUGAUAUGUGAUAAAAAUCAUUAAUAUUGUUAUGAGGUUUGUCCCACCCUAAUAAAUCAAU
This is a messenger RNA of Centropristis striata (black sea bass), 4077 nucleotides long. RefSeq names its product NLR family CARD domain-containing protein 3-like. The record is from RefSeq and is a predicted model, not a curated record. The transcript has 12 exons. Gene Ontology annotation, molecular function: protein binding. Bases 15 to 3290 code for a protein of 1091 amino acids. Lineage: Eukaryota; Metazoa; Chordata; Actinopteri; Perciformes; Serranidae.